AUGCCUAAAAAAUUUGCGGGUGAAAACAGUAAAGCUGUUGCGGCUCGGCAACGCAAAGAGAAUGCUAAACAGGAGAAAGAGCAGAAUCUGAAAAAAAUUAUAGAAGAUGCCGAGUGGGAAGAUAAAGAUGAUAAGCUUAAGAAGAAAACGCAGAAAAAGGAGGAACAAGAAAAGAAGAGGCUAGAGCAGAUACAAAAGAAAGCUGAAGCUAAAGUGUUGCUAGAGAAAGAGAUGGAAUCCAUAAAGGGGAAGGCAGCUUCACAACCACAACCUCAAAAAAUUACUCGUGCACAAAUAUCUCAAAUUAAAGAGAAAACAAUUAGAGCUGAAUCGGAGAAGCCAGUGCCAAAUAGGGUUGUUGUAGAGGAGCCCCCACUUCAAGAAAAUCUCAACAGAUUACAAAUAGAGGGAGAGUCAGCACGCAGUGUAGAUGAGGCAAUAUCUAUACUCAGUGAAAAGGGGGAUAUUGAUAAACAUCCAGAGAAAAGGUUAAAAGCGGCAUAUACAGCCUUUGAAGAAAGCAACCUGCCUAGACUAAAAUCUGAAAAUCCCACCCUAAGGCUAUCACAACUGAAACAACUUUUAAGGAAGGAAUGGCUUAAGUCCCCACAAAAUCCCCAAAACAAUGUUUAG
Messenger RNA from Leptosia nina, 633 nucleotides. NCBI's taxonomy places the organism in Eukaryota, Metazoa, Arthropoda, Insecta, Lepidoptera, Pieridae. The record is from the annotation of a GenBank genome assembly.